AUGUCGUGGGAUUUCCCCCAGAGGACCUUGGAAAGACAAGCGCAAAGGCAUCUUUCUGGACAAUUUCAAGAUGAAUGGGGAGAUGAUGUUCUUCUCACCGUUUCAGGGAGCUCCUCAAGGAGCGUAGCCUUGAAACGCAAAGGAUGGUCAAUGCAGCCUGACAUCAAAGGCCAUUUCCUGCAAUCCGGAAGAGGCAGAAAGUUGCAACAGACGCAUUUGGGCCGAUGUGGUUUGAGUUAAUGUAAACUUCCUUCCCUACAGAAUCUCAUGGUAUUUCCUGAUUCCUACACAGACCCACGCUCACCCCACCCCACCCUGGUGUGAUUCUCACAGUUUAUUUUCCCCUAAGGGAAUUUUGCUUUAUGGAAAAUCCUGGCACGUCAAAUUCCAUCCUGGAUUUUUGCAUGAUUGUUAUCUUUUAAAUACUUGCUGUUGCAGAUUGAAUCUCACCACUUCCUCUCAGAAAUAAUCACUUGGUCCUUUUUCCUUCCAAUCCACCCCCCCCCCAUCCAAAAGGUAACCUAAGAUGAGGAAUGAACCGGGUAGUUUUGUUGGAAUAGUGCAGUUUUAUUUAUUUUUAUUUCACCACAUUUAUAUACUGCUUGACUGAAAUAAAACAUCUACGUGCUUAACAAAAAAUCAAAAAUCAAAACAUCAGAAAUAUCAAUAAAAGAUAGUUAAAACAUAUUUUAAAACAUUAAAUAUAUACAGGUGAAACUUGGAAAAUUAGAACAUCGUGGAAAAGUUAAUUUAUUUCAGUAAUUCAACUUAAAAGGUGAAACUAAUAUAUGAGAUAGACUCAUGACAUGCAAAGCGAGAUAUAUCAAGCCUUUAUUUGUUAUAAUUGUGAUGAUCAUGGUGUACAGCUGAUGAAAACCCCAAAUUAACAAUCUCAGAAAAUUAGAAUAUUAAAUGAAAUCAGCAAAACAAGGGCUGCAAAUAGAGCAAUAUUGGACCUCUGAGAAGUAGAAGAAUGCCCAAACCAAGUGCUGAGCACAUAUGCAUUUUCUGAGAUUGUUAAUUUGGGGUUUUCAUCAGCUGUAUGCCAUGAUCAUCACAAUCAUAAGGCUUGAGAUAUCUCACUUUGCAUGUCGUGAGUCUAUCUCAUAUUUUAGUUUCACCUUUUAAGUUGAAUUACUGAAAUAAAUGAACUUUUCCACUAUAUUCUAAUUUUGCGUGGACAGGCGGAGUCCCCAGAUCCCGCGCGGUCCCUCUGGAGCCAAGUGAGGAUUCCCAGGUAAGAUCCUCCCUCUAUUGUGUGGACAGGUAAUCCCUCCCCUACCUGGCCUGGUCUCCUUGGCAACGCUUCCCCCAGGUGGGAUUGGACAACUGACUGAGGUAGGUGGAGACCUCCAGGUAUCCCACCUGAGGGAAGGCAAACCAAGCCUAUGCUGUUGGAGCCGCUCCAGAUCUAGGGGCUGCACGCAUCCACGCAAAGGGCGCCCCCCCGUUUUAAGCGGGGAGCGGUCAUUCUGAGUUUCACCUGUAUAUUUUUUAAAUGAAGCAGUACAAGGAGUCAUCAAACCGCCGUAGGGACUCUGCUCCAGAUUUGUGUAGGGUUUACUCUCCCGAAAAUAUCCCAAAAGGUAGCAGAGGUUUCGGAUCAGCACGUUCCUUCUCCUAGAUGGGCUCCCUUCCCAGGUGGACAAGCCCCAUCUGCCCCUCAUUUCCUUCUACAGCAUUAAAAGAUAGAUUUAUUAGAAGUUUUAUUAGAAGCGGGUAUUAUGUGGCAUAAUAGACAGCAUCUUAAAAAGCAGAGACAUCACCUUGCUGACAAAGGUCCGUAUAGUAAAAGCUAUGGUUUUCCCAGUAGUGUUGUGUGGAAGUGAGAGCUGGACCAUAAAGAAGGCUGAUCGCCAAAGAAUGGAUGCUUUUGAAUUAUGGUGCUGGAGGAGACUCUGGAGAGUCCCAUGGACUGCAAGAAGAACAAACCUCUCCAUUCUUAAGGAAAUCAGCCCUGAGUGCUCACUGGAAGGACAGAUCCUGAAACUGAGGCUCCAAUACUUUGGCCACCUCCUGAGAAGACUCCCUUGAAAAGACCCUGAUGCUGGGAAAGAUAGAGGGCACAAGGAGAAGGGGACUACAGAGGACGAGAUGGUUGGACAGUGUUCUGGAAGCUACCAGCAUGAGUUUGACCAAACUGCGGGAGGCAGUGGAAGACAGGAGUGCCUGACGUGCUCUAGUCCAGGGGGUCACAAAAAAGCCGACACGACUAAACGACUAAACAACAACAACAAAUUAUUAUUUCUACUUCUGCAGAUCAAAAUGCCCAGGUGGUGCCACGCAGGGUCAGAUGAUCUGCAAGCAAACUGGUCCCAAGGUGCUAAGGGCUUUAUACAGUGGUGCCUUGCAAGACGAAAUUAAUUCGUUCCACGAGUUUUGUCGUCUUGCAAUUUUUUUCGUCUUGCGAAGCACGGUGUCGGGAAAGUUUUGGAAAAGCUUCAAAAAUCACCAAAGUCUUUAAAAACCUCAAAAAAGGCUACCACACCGCGUUCUAUGAGUUGCUACUCGAAGUCAAGUCGCAACUGUAUUAACUUUUUUAAGAAAAAGUAAACAAACUUGAAAGACGUUUUCUUCUUGCGAAGCAAGCCCAUAGGGAAAAUCGUCUUGCGAAGCAGCUCAAAAAACAAAAAACCCUUUCGUCUAGCGAGUUUUUUGUCUUGCGAGGCAUUCGUCUUGCGAGGUACCACUGUAUACGAAGAGCAUCAUCAGGGAUGAUGGGAGCUGGCUUGAUCCAGCAGCCUCCUUUUACAUCCUGCGUUCUUUGGAUUUCCCCGGAGGCUCACAGAAGGCUUUCGCAUUGAAGGAAAUGAGUUGCAGGGGGGAAAUAUGUGACAGAUGAAGUUAGACAAAGCCGCAGAGUAUCCGAGCUCCAGACGCCCGUCUCCAAAACAGAACACAAAUAGAGUUGAACAUUUCCGCCAAAACCAAACUUGCGAAAUUGGGUGUGCUUCGUAUGUCCAAAAGACUGGUUUCCAGAACUUCCAAGAGUCAUUCCUCCUCUUCUGCUUCUGGUGGCAAUCCUGGCCGGUGCUAAAGACUCUGACUCAGAAGAGAGCAUUGCGAUGGGUGGGGUACCAGCGACUAGGCUGUCUCUGUUGUAAACAAAAUCUGCCCUUCUUCCCUUAUGGGGUAUCCAAGAGCCCAUAUAGAGUCCUUACGUAGGUUCCCUAUUGGUAGGAGAAAAUAACAGAGGCCAACCAGAGAAUAUUGAGAAGCAAAGCAGCUAGUAAGCCGGAUCUUUAUUGAUCUGUUGCAACAGGGUGCUCCCCUCACACGCAGGAAAGGAGGAGGAACCCAGAAUAAUGGUGCACAAGGCCUUAUAUAGACAUUUUAAAUUCCCUGCCCUGGAGCUCAAGACCAUCCCUCCAUAAAUCAUACCUACAUCACAGAAAAGGCUGUCUACAGCAGAAAUCUGAGUGCGUUGUUUAUCUCGUCUGACAGGUUACCUGUUAAUGCUCACUUGACUGGAUACCCUGGGGAGCCUGGCCAGUCUUUUGUAAUGAUCUGUUCUGGAGCCCUGUUCGCAUCCUGAAACGAACGCAACCCGCGUCUGUGUGUCUGCGUGUGUGCGGGUCGCGAUUUGCCGCUUCUGCGCAGGCAUGUGACAUCAUUUUGAGCGUCUGUGCGUGCGCAAGCGGCGAAGCCCGGAAGUAACGGAUUCCGUUACUUCUGGGUCGCCGCGGAGCGCAACUCGAAAACGCUCAACCUGAAGCAACUUCAACCUGAGGUAUGACUGUAUAGCAUAUAUUCAACACAAAAAACAGUGACAAUUUGUUGUUGACAAAGGACAGCUGGACAUCGAAAGGGCCCCAUUACCUUCAGUAGCUUAGGGCCGCACUGAACCUAAAUCCGGCCCUGGAUAGGGACCAUAUUUAAGUCACCUGGGGCCGGAAGUCAUUUUGGCUUGAAUAGCAGGGUAGGUAAAGGUAAAGGGACCCCUGACCAUUAGGUCCAGUCAUGACCGAUUCUGGGGUUGCGGCGCUCAUCUCGCUUUACUGGCCGAGGGAGCCGGCGUACAGCUUCCGGGUCAUGUGGCCAGCAUGACUAAGCCGCUUCUGGCGAACCAGAGCAGCACACGGAAACACCGUUUACCUUCCCGCCGGAGCGGUACCUAUUUAUCUACUUCCACUUCGUGCUUUCGAACUGCUAGGUUGGCAGGAGCAGGGACCGAGCAACAGGAGCUCACCCCGUCGCGGGGAUUUGAACCGGCGACCUUUUGACCGGCAAGUCCUAGGCUCUGUGGUUUGACCCACAGCACCACCCGUGUCCCUGGACAGCUGGACAUCGAUGGACAGCUGGACAUUGAAAGGGCCCCAUUACCUUCAGUAGAUUAGGGCCGCACUGAACUGAAAUCCGGCCCUGGAUAGGGACCAUAUUAAGUCACCUGGGGCUGGAAGUCAUUUUGGCUUGAAUAGCAGGGUAGAAAUGCUCUAAAUCAGUGGCUUUCAACCAGUGGGCCGUGGCACCCUGGGGUGCCUUGAAGGAUGGCCAGGGGUUAUGCAGCCUUUGUCCCUCUUUCCCUCCCUACUCGGAUGCCCUCCUGCGUCUCUGCCCCCCAAAGGCUUGCAUGGAUGUUCGUUGCUGCAGGUUCUCCAUCCCUGGGCUAUUGGUUUCUGGAAUGUCUUGAGAACUCCAUAAUAUGAAUUCUUUCCUCUUGCCUAGGGGGAAGCAGAGGAGGGAGCUAUGGUGACGCUGGUCAUGGAAGUGAUUCCCUGGGUGUGUCCCUCAUAGGCAAAUGUGUGUCUGGGGGUUCCCCACGCCAGAAGCUGAGUCACCAAAGCACUGGAAGAUGACUCACCAAUACGGAGGAAUUGUGAAAAACACCCAAAUGACACGCUGGGGCUCAAGAAGGGGGAAAGUGUUUUCAUUUUGAGUUUAGCGAUGGCUCUUCUCCCACAAACAAGAAAGAUGCCAAUAUUGGAGAAGGGAAAUACUUUAAGCAGUUUUUUUUUAAACUGUAACAGCCAGAUGGGUGGGGUAUAAAUAAAUAAUAAUUAUUAUUAUUAUUUGGGGCAGAGCUACUUGAUUUUGGUUCCUCUGUAAACUUUCAGACACAAUCAUAUUCAUUACUAUGACUUAUUAUUUUUAGUAGUAGUGGUAGUAGUUGUAGUAAUAAUAAAAUAAUAAUAAUAAUUUAUUAUUUAUAUCCCGCCCAUCUGGCUGAGUUUCCCCAGCCACUCUGGGCGGCUACCAAUCAAGUGUUAAAAACAAUACAGCAUUAAAUAUUAAAAACUUCCCUAAACAGGGCUGCCUUCAGAUGUCUUUUAAAGAUAGGAUAGGUAAAGGUAAAGGGACCCCUGAUCAUUAGGUCCAGUCGUGGCCGACUCUGGGGUUGCGGCGCUCAUCUCGCUUUACUGGCCGAGGGAGCCGGUGUACAGCUUCCGGGUCAUGUGGCCAGCACGACUAAGCCGCUUCUGGCGAACCAGAGCAGCACAUGGAAACGCCGUUUACCUUCCCACAGGAGCGGUACCUAUUUAUCUACUUGCACUUUGAUGUGCUUUCGAACUGCUAGGUUGGCAGGAGCAGGGACCGAGCAACAGGAGCUCACCCCGUCGCAGGGAUUCGAACCGCUGACCUUCUGAUCGGCAAGUUCUAGGCUUUGUGGUUUAACCCACAGCGCCACCCGCAUCCCAAAGAUAGGAUAGCUGCUAAUAAAUAAUAAUAAUGUAAUAUUUAUUCAUUCCAAAAAAUGUGUAAAAACCCCAUUCGAAGCACUUUACAAAAAGAACAAUACAAUUAUUAGUAAAAACAAUUAAAAACAUUCAGAAAAUUAAAAUUAGUGUUUCACACCACCCCAUUAUCCAAGCAGUAUGAGAUUUCAGGGGUUCCAGGCACUUGCCCAAGGUUCUGUGUCCCUGGAAUGAGACAGAGCCGAGACUGCGGUGUCUCAGGAUCUACGCUUUAUUUACACAUAUGCCUCAACGUCCCAGGAGGUCUUGCUUCUCCCAUAGCCUUGGAUCCCAGGAGAAAUCAAGCAUGGCUCCUCUCCCUCUUUGGUAUCAUGGACGCUUUGGCCUGAGAAGAUUCCUGCAUUGCAGGGGGUUGGACUAGAUGACCCUGGAGGUACCUUCCAAUUCUAUGAUUUCUAUAAAACCAAAACGCGCGUCAGCUUUCUAGGUAUCUGGGUAGGCUUGUUUAUCAAGAGGCAGGGACUUCCAAAGUGUAGGAAGCACCGCACUAAAAGAUAUAUAGUAAAACACAAACAAACACUACUUGGUUGUGCUUAAGAUUAAUCUCCCAGAUAUAAUGGAAAAAAACUGAUUUGAAUAAAUGAAUACAGAAUAUUUGUCACUUAGGAGAAGUGUUGAAGCUGCAAAGCGAUAGAGGGAAGUCAACUAGUAUAGCAGGGAUUCAAACUAGUUUUCCGGAACAGAAAGCGACUGCAAAGAAAGAAAGAAAACAAGGAUUACAAAUGUAAUUUAUUUCUGAGAACCUGGCUUAUGGAAUAUUCAAAUUACUUUUUGUAUCAAUUUUGAACAAUUUUGUGUACUUGACUAAUUCUUUUUCCUUUUCCCUUAUUUAUUAUUUUUCCUUUUUUCCUUUUCUUUCCUUUUUAUAUUUUUACCUUUUGUAUUUUUUUCUUUUUCUUUUUGAAUUAUUUGGAUGUAAUGUUUAAUUCAUGCCUUCUCUCUGAUUCAAUAAAUAAAAUAAAUAAAUAAAUAAAUAAAUAAAUAAAAGAUACAUAGUAACAACAACAACAACAAUAAUAAAUAAUAGCAAUAAUAGCAGUAAUGGCGAGAACAAGAACAACGACGUUUAAAUAUAACGCGCUUUUGAACCGGACCACGCUAACCCAUGGAAAAGCAGUACGCAUGCGCGCCCCGGGGCGUUCGGCAUUCCAUCUUCCCCGCCCCGCUUGCCUUCCUUAAGAGGCAGAGCGCAUGCGCACUGGCCAGCCUGGCAUUCUUUGGCCCUUGCGGGAGGGAGACGGAGCGAGCGAGUGAGGACGGAGGCGGGGCUAGGCAAGGAGCGCCCUUUCCCGAUUGGCUCCUCUUCGGGCCCCGCCCCUCCCGGCGAGCCGCCACGUCAGUCACAGCUACGCCCGCCGCCGGGAUCCUGCGCCUGCGCGCUGGGAGGCGCCUGGCCGCUUCUCCCCUCAGCCGGCGUCUCGCGAGGGGGGGAGAGAAGGCGGGAGAGCGCGGCGCGUGCACGCGGAGGGUAAGUGCGCGGGGGACGUGGGCGCGCGUGGGUGAGGGGGGAGUAAAUCAACGGGGGGGGGCAGGAGACGGAGAGAGCCCCAUGGAACCUACGGAGGGACGAGAGCGCCUCUGAGCAUGGGCAGAGCGCCUGCCGACUAGCCGCUCCGCCAGGUGGAAGGGGGCUUCCAGGCGAGCCCAGUUCCUCAAGACUUCUUCCCUUUGGGGCGGCGGAUGAAACCUUGCCAGUUGCCUCAAGGAUUGCAAGGACCCUGCCAGGUGAGUCCCCCCGUUGCAGGUGUGGCGGCGCCUGCCAGGUAAGCUCUUGGAGGAGGGGGGAGGUUUGUAGCAUGGCAGGUGCCAUAGCUGUCAACCGACCCUUUUUUUGCUGGAAAUUCCCUUAUUCCAGCGACGUCUCCCGCUGCUAUCCCGUAGACCAUCCCCGGGACAGGUGAGGCUGCCGGUCCCUUAUUUUCAAAUCUGAAAGUUGACAGCUAUGGCAGGUGCCAGUCUGUUGUUGUUGUUUUUUAAAUGAUAUUUAUUAAUUUUUUAACAUUUCCAACACAACGCUUCAAACAAAAAAAGAAAAAAGAAAAAACAAUGCAAAUACAAUACAAAAUCGCUACACGGACUAAAAAAACAAACAAAAACAAGCAAAAACAGUUUAAAAACACCUCAGACAUUUUCAAUAUCUUAUAUUUCAUUCACUUAUUUCCAGCGACCUCCUCCCACCUCCCUUUUUGUAUUCCACUUCUAUUAUUUGUUUCAGCAAUUCCUUUCCAUCUUACUCUGUUUUCUGUUCUAUAAUUAUCUUAACACAUUCUUGCCAUACUUUUCCUUUAAUUUUCUAUUAAUCUAUCUAUACCUAAUUCCUUAUGACAUUUCUGCUAAAGCCAUAUAAUUUCAUUCCAACAUUUUUCUAACAUUCCUUAAUUUUACAGUAUCUCUAUAAAUGGUCUUUAAACUUUUUCCAAUCUUCUUCCACCGACUCUUCACCCUGGUCUCGGAUCUUGCCAGUCAUUUCCGCCAAUUCCAUAUAGUCCAUCAAUUUCAUCUGCCAUUGUCCAACGCUUCAAUGUUUUCAAGAAACAACCAUUCUCUCAACCAGCAAAAAGCAGAUAGUUCACAGCAAAAUUUAAAGGUCUGGCAGGGCAGGUCCUCCUCCUUCUUUGGCAUCCAUCAAUAUCUUAAGUUUUACUCGAGGCUUCCUGUGCCAGUCUGGGAUCGCAGCCCCCGGGUGGCAGGGCUGUGUGAGCACUUGCCUCUUAUUUUUGCACGGUUUUUUUUUUUGCAAGAUGCUCCCCUGAACCUUCCUUUUUGCUACACCCGAGUGAUCUGUGGCAGAAAUGCAUAUUGGGCGCAUAAACUGAUUCAGGUACGAUCUGCUGUGGAGCUGGAUUUGCUGAUGCCCAGGUCCAGGUUCCAUGGCUAGAAGACUCUCCCGAAAUAAAUUUAAAAAUUGCCCAGUAGCACCUUAGAGACCAACUAAGUUUAUUCUGAGUAUAAGCUUUUGUGUGUAUGCACACUUCUUCAAGAAAUACUCUCUGUGUUUCUAUAUAUCUGUAUAUGAGAGAGUGGCUAAGAGUUUUCAGACUCGGACAUGGGAGACCAGGGUGCGAAUCCUCCCUUGGCCAUGAAGCUCUCCCUGGGCCAUUCCCUGCCUCUCAGCCUAACCUACCUCACAGGGUUGUUGUGGGGAUUGAAGAAAGCGUCUGUCUGGCCUCCCAGUUGUCAGAGCUGGCAGGGAAAGAAGCCCGGUCCUGCUUGUGGGCUUUUCAGUGGGGCAUCUGCUUGGCACCCGUGAGAACGAGAUCCUGGACUAGGCAGAUCUUUGGCCUAAUAGAAGAAGGCUUUUCUUAUGUUUGUUCUUAUGGGUUAUUCAUAGAAUUGUAGAGUUGGAAGGGACCCAGGGGUCAUCUAGUCCAGCCCCCUGCAAUGCAGGAAUCCUGACCUUAGCCAUCCUUGGGGGGGACUCGUACCACCAACUUUCGGGUUAACAGCCAGAAAUCAUUUAUUAUAUUAUUUAUAUAUAUAUAUAUAUAUAUAUAGAUAUAUAUAUAUAUAUAUAUUAUAUACCUCCCGGUAUGCCCCACGGAGGACCUCAAGGUCCAUAAAUAGCAAGACCCUAGAGGUCCCGGGCCCUAAGGAAGUCAGAUUAGCCUCAACCAGAGGCAGGGCCUUUUCAACGCUGGCCCCGGCCUGGUGGAACGCUCUGUCUCAUGAGACCAGGGCCCUGCAGGAUCUGAUCUCUUUCCGCAGGGCCUGUAAGAGUUGUUCCGCCUGGCCUUUGGCUUGGAGUCCAUUUGAUUCCCUCCCCCUCUUUCCUUUUUCCUUUCUCCUUCUGUGAUGGAACCCCUAUUUGGGGACUUCCCUGGCUUUUUUCUGGCCCACGUAGGACCAUCUGGAUAGUUGGCCUUGGUGAAGACUUGACGUUUUCAUCCCCAAAAAGUUUUUUAUUUGAGUUUCUACUGAAAUGAGGCUGCAUUUUAAUGUUUUAAUGUCGUAUUUUAAUCUUGUUUUUAAGUUGUAUUUCAAUCAAUUGUUUUUACCUGGUGUUAGCCGCUCUGAGCCCGGUCGGUCUUGGCUGGGUAGGGCGGGGUAUAAAUAAUAAUAAUAAUUAUUAUUAUUACAUUUAUAUCCCACCUUUCCUUCAAGGAGCACAAGGUGACGCACACAAUUCCGUUUAAUCGUCACAACCACCCUGCAAAGUAGGCUAAAGUUAAACUAAGAGACAGCAACUGGCCCAAGGUCACGCAGCAAGCUUCAUGGCAGGGUAGGGAUUUGAUCUCCCACACCCUGUUCCAGCGCUCUUUAAGCAUUUUGCCGCAAUGGGUUAGAAGGGAAGAUGCCAGCAGCUAGUGAGAGCUGUGGAACAUCUACGUCUCUGAACUAAAUAUCCAGUAAAAUGUAAUUCUGUCAGCCAAAGAGAAUUGAGCUCAAAUGACAGGAUGGGGUUGCUCCUUUAGGAAUGGUGUGCCACGUCAGACGAGAAGGAUAACUGUGAAUUCACACCCACUUUUCUACAAAUGUACACGGAUGCAAAAUGUAGCCAGCUAUUUCCUUGUUUGCUUUCUUCACAUUAUAGCAAACAUUGCCUUCAUGUCAUUCUUUACCCUUAACAGUUGACUCAACUGCAGAACUUAUUUCUGUAGGUUGAACAGGGAUCCGUAUACCUUCCAACAUAGGUGUUGCCGUCAAGGAAAGAGGUCUGGCAUUGGGAGCUGCUUUAGGUCUGGAUUUGGCCAGUGGAAUUCUUGACUCUUCCUAUGAACAGCAGACACCCCCUUCCAAUGACACAUCACACACAUGAACUUAUUUUGUCAUACUGUGUACUGCCUUAAUAACUCCAGACUGUGAAUCAGUUUAUAAAUUGGUGUUGUUUUUUUUAAAAAAGGUAUUUUUUAAAAAGUACUCCUGGUUCCACCAGUGGCUUGUUAUGUUACCAACUGCACUGGCUCCCGGUGGAGUACAGGGUCAGGUUUAAGGUGCUGCUUUUGACCUUUAAAGCCCUAUGCGGCCUAGGACCCACAUACCUACGGGACCGCCUCUCCUGGUAUGUUCCACGGAGGACCUUAAGGUCCACAAAUGACAACACUUUGGAGGUCCCAAGUCACAAGGUGGUUAGAUUGAUCUCAACUAGGGCCAGGGCCUUUUGAGUACUGGCCCCGACUUGGUGGAACGCUCUCCCACAAGAGACCAGGGCCCUGCGGGACUUGACAUCUUUCCGCAGGGCCUGCAAGGCAGAGCUGUUCCGCUGGCCUUGGGUUUGGACUCAGUCUGACCCUUAGGUUUCCCUCCGCUUAUGGUUCUGAUCUAUGGGCUACUUUUAAAAUGAGGCUGCAUUUUAAAUUGUAUUUUAACCCUUAUUUUAAUAAACUGGUUUUUGUUUGUUUGUUUUCCCCUGUUAUGUUUUAUUGUAAUUUUAUUGGUGUUAGCCGCCCUGUGCCCGGCUCUGGCCGUGGAGGGCAGGGUGUGUGUGUAUAUAUAUAUCUAUAAAUAAUAUAAAUAUAUUAUUAUUAUUAUUAUUAAGAUGGGGGAACCUGUGAUCAGGUGCCUUUGGACUCCAGCUCCCAUCAUCCCUUUCACUGUCCAUUCUGGCUGGGGCUGAUGGGAGUUGGAGUCAACAACACUUGGAUGACCACAGGUUCCCUACUUCUGCUAUACAGCAUUGGAAAGGGACCUUUGAAUCCUCGCCUUCACACUUUGCAUUCUGUAGAUCCCCAACCUGCUGCCCUCCAGAUGUUUUGAACUGCAGGUCCCACCAGCCCCAGCCAGCGUGGUCAGCAAUGAUGGAAGUUUUAGUCUGGAUCACCUUAUAGAUCACGUGUUCAGGGUAGCCAAGAAUUGGUGCAGUGAGUUCUACUGGCACUCAUUUUGGCUUAUGAACAUUAGCGUGGGAAAAUGAUCGUUGGUGUGUACAAGACCCUUCCCUUUUGCCUGCUGAUACACAAAAGGGGAAGGAUGAAAUUGGCUACCUACUUUCAGUCUUUGCAGAGAUGACUGGCUUUAGGCAGACUAUAAGAGAAAGCUCAGUCUCUUGGCUAGAAUAAUGCUAAUUUCUUGUAAUUUUGUGGUCUGCACAAAUUACAGUAUGAAUGAUAGUAGCCCUUGCUCUGUAAAAUGUUUUGUAAUUUUGUUCCCCUGAGAAAAGAAAGCCCUCCAAACACAAACAUGGUUAUCUAAAAGUUCAUAUUCUGUGCUUGGUGUGUUUGUUUAACCCCAGAUCCUGGUGUAUUUUUUAGUUCAAAGAACCUGUCUGAUGAAAAAAUAAAUAUUGCUUUAAUGUUAACCUUUUGUUGCGUCAGAGGCAUCAAGGUAAUAGGCUGCUAUGCAGUCAUGUUCUUAUUUAUCUUACAUUUCAGAAGGGUGGCAUUGAUAUGGAAUGUAUAUUUUAACGUCUGAAAGUUUCGGUACAAGUGUCAAAUAUUUUUAGAUGGUAUCUUUGAAUCACAUGCAUUAUUACGAUUUUAUGUUUUAGCUGUGAGUUACAGUAAGGAACAUGGCUAGUUUAAAAGAUACUUGGAAGAGGAGCAACAGCAGCCCCUUGUCAAAUUCUUAUCUCUCUUGGCGCCUGAAAGGAAUAGUUUAAAUUAUUCCUGUGUUCUAGAUUCCAUUUUUCUAGCAUUUUUUAACCCGGGGAAAAAUUUGUGUAUUUGCACUGGCGCUGUGGGUUAAACCACAAAGCCUAGGACUUGCUGAUCAGAAGCUUGGCGGUUCGAAUCCCCACGACGGGGUGAGCUCCUGUUGCUCGGUCCCUGCUCCUGCCAACCUAGCAGUUCAAAAGCACCUCAAAGUGCAAGUAGAUAAAUAGGUACUGCUCUGGCGGGAAGGGAAACAGCGUUUCCGUGCGCUGCUCUGGUUCACCAGAAGCGGCUUAGUCCUGCUGGCCACAUGACCCGGAAGGUGUACGCCGCCUCCUUCGGCCAAUAAAGCGAGAUGAGCGCCGCAACCCCAGAGUCGGCCGCGACUGGACCUAAUGGUCAGGGGUCCCUUUACCUUUUACUGGGACAGAAAGCAAGUCAAAUUUAGGAGCAGAGGCAUAGGCUGCCUGGAAAGUUUAGGACAAGAGGAAGGUCAGUUUGGCACUAUUUAAGGCUGGUCUAAGGACUGAAACAGCCAACAGCUGUUAGCCACACUGAGUAACUGCAUGGGGUUAGAAAGGCAGUAAAUAAACUUAAAACGAGCAAGAAACAUAGAAACGCUAAACUAUUUCCAAAUGUGAAUCAUUGUGUUUUUUAAUUCCAGUACGCCAGUUGCAGUCUCAGCUGCCAUGAUGCCUGCAGCAACAGUAAAGCCUGACACCACGCCAUUGUAUGACCCUCGCCUCCUUCAGGAACUGGACUGGAGUCAGAAUACCGUGACGUUUUCUCCUGCUAUUUCUCCUGUGGAACCGGGCAGUGGUUUAGUUUUGCGACCACUUUGCAUUGCCGACAUCAACAAAGGUACAGCUCACUUUUCUCUGAACGCCUAAGUCCACUUGAACUCAAAGGCUACAUAUGCACAUCGUAACCCAGGACUGCAUUCGAGGACAACGGCCAGAGCAAACUAUUAAGUCUUACACUGGAUAGUUUUGUAGAAAAUGCAUUGUAAGAAGAGCAGGACUGUUGGUCUUGGAUAGGAGGGGCUUAAAAUAAUUCCAUGUUUAUGGAAGACCAUCUUACUUGGCUACAAGUGAUCGCCAAAGAAAAAUAAUUCUAAAUGUAGAAAGCACUGUCUGCUUUGCUAGGUUUUGUGUGGUUCCUCUCCUCUGCUAUUUUGUGUGUGAUUUUCCAUUUUUUUGGGUGUUUUUAUUAACUUUAUUCUAUGCUGCCCUGAUAGCUUUGCUGAAGGGCUGUCUAAAAAUCUUGCCCAUUUCACUACACUUGAAGAACUGUAUUGUAGUGGCUUCUUGGUUCUUGUCUCCCACAUCACUCCAGACACUGAAUUGUGGACACUACUUGUGGAAUCUCUACUUGAAUAUUGAGUUUUGUGCUUGCCUUGAAAAAUACAUUUAUGCAAACUGUUUCUCUCUCUUGCAGGCUUUUUAAAAGUUUUAGGUCAACUGACUGAAACGGGAAGUGUCAGCCCUGAGCAAUUCAUCAGUGAGUACCUUGUUGUAUUUUGCAGCUUGGAGGAAAGGAACAGGGGGUUUGCUUCAGUGCAGCUGUCUCACCGACCUUGCUUGGCUUCUAAAAGAGAUGCCUUGUUGGUAAAUCAUGAGUUCAUGGGUGUGAGGAGUGGUUUAAGUAGCAAAAAAAGCAGGGGGAACCCAGUCAUUGGGCAGCCUAUACAUUUGACUACAUCAACAGUUACACAUCACUUGCAUUUCCCAUAAGAGACCCUCACAUUCUAUUCACCUGCUUGUCAAGGGUUAGGUGCAGUAUAUCCUGGCAGAACGUUUUUAGGUGCCAGGCAAAAUCAUUUCUCUAUAACUAGGCCUUUCUUAUAACAAAGUUAUAACUAUAACUUUGGCUGAUUGAACAUUCUAGGGCCUUUUAAAUGUGUUUGUGGGAGGGGAGGUAAUUGGUUUGCUUUUGCUUUUGUUUUAUUAAGUAUUUUGUGUUCUCAUUUUGUAUUUUUAUGUUGUCAACUGCCCUGGAAUACAAAUUUAGUAAGUAAGUAAGUAAGUAUGUAUGUAUGUAGUAGUAAGGUAAAGGUAAAGGGACCCCUGACCAUUAGGUCCAGUCGUGGCCGACUCUGGGGUUGCGGCGCUCAUCUCGCUUUAUUGGCCGAGGGAUCCGGCGUACAGCUUCCGGGUCAUGUGGCCAGCAUGACUUAGCCGCUUCUGGUGAACCAGAGCAGCGCACGGAAACGCCGUUUACCUUCCCACCGGAGCGGAACCUAUUGAUCUACUUGCACUUUGACGUGCUUUCGAACUGCUAAGUUGGCAGGAGCAGGGACCGAGCAACGGGAGCUCACCCCGUUGCGGGGAUUCGAACCGCCAACCUUCUGAUCGGCAAGUCCUAGGCUCUGUGGUUUGACCCACAGCGCCACCCAUGUCCCAUGUAUGUAGUAGUAGUAGUAAUAAUAAUAAUAAUAAUCUGGGUGUGCAAACCUGAGCAGAGCUAUAGGAAAACCCCAUACCAGGGGAAUGUAUAUCCUCUUACCAAGAAUGCUCCUACCUGUAUUUUCUAGAAACAUUCGAACACAUGAAGAGUUCUGGGGACUACUACGUUACAGUAGUGGAAGAUACUAUUCUAGGAGAGAUUGUGGCUACUGCAACUUUAGUCAUAGAGCACAAGUUUACUCACUCGUGUGCAAAGGUAUGUUGGGUAGUGUGGGAAAUACUGUUGCUGUGAAUAAGUUCUGGCACUUUCUAGUACUCAGUGGUAUUGCCUGUCUUCACAGAGGGGAAGAAUAGAAGACGUUGUUGUAAGCGGAGAAUGCAGAGGAAAACAACUUGGGAAAUUGUAAGUGGCUGUUAAUCGUCUGCAGUAGCUUACCAGCCGGGUUGUGGGGAGUGGUGUCAGCUGCCUCUCCUGCUAUGCCCCAUGGAGAGCCUCAAGGUCCAUAAAUAGCAACACCCUAGUGGUCCCGGGCCCUAAGGAAGUUAGAUUAGCUUAAACCAGAGCCAGGGCCUUUUCAACACUGGCCCCGGCCUGGUAGAACGCUCUGUCUCAUAACACCAGGCCCUGCAGGAUCUGAUUUCUUUCCGCAGGGCCUGUAAGAUAGAGAUGUUCCACCUGGCCUUUGGCUUGGAGUCAAUUUGAUUCCCUCCCCGUCUUUCUUUUUUAUUUUCCUUUCUCCUCCUGCGAUGAGGCUACAUUUACAUUUUAAUAUUUUAAUAUUUCAAUAUUUUAAUGUUGUAUUUUAAUUUUGUUUUUAAGUUGUAUUCAUUCAACUUAUUUUUAUUAUUGCUUGUUAGCCGCCCUGAGCCCAGCCUUGGCUGGGGAGGGCGGGGUAUAAAUAAAAAUUAUUAUUAUUAUUAUUAUUAUUAUUAUUAUUAUUACAUGCCCCACAAGACCUAAGUGAGCAAGUGAGCAAGGACCGCCUCUCGCCAUAUGAACCAACCCAGUCCUUGCAAGCAUUCUGGCCUUUCUUUGUGUGCCUCUAUGAGAACGGGCCUUUUCCGAGGUGGCUCCCCACUUGUGGAAUUCUCUUCCCAGGGAGGCUCACCUGGCGCCUUCAUUACGUAUUUUUAAGCCCGACAAAAACUUUCCUCUUCUCCCAGGCCUUUGCCGAAUUAAGCAAGCUAUGGCCUUUUAAACUGUAGGAGGUGUUGUUUGCUUGUUACUAUGUUAUGCAUUUUUUGUUUUUAUACUGUAAGCUGCCCUGUGACCCUUAGAUGAAUGGUGACACAGAAAUUUAAUAAAAAACAAUAGCAAUAAAAAUCACCAAUGGUGUCUGACGCUCUCCCCCAAACACACAUUCUGCAAGGCUAAACUUCUUCUAAAGCAAUAAAUUGAUAUUUAUAUAACACCUUUCAAGCAUCCCAAACUAGUCAUAUUCAUUCUUUACAACCAUUCUGUAAUAUGGGGCUGGUAUUAUCCCUGUAUUGCAGGAGUGAGGUUGAGGCAAGUGGCUUUCUGAAGACCACUUAGCUCUCUUACAAGUUCUCUUAACACUUGAAUCGGCAAUUUUACAGCUCAUGCCCUUUGCCCAUGGAUGGGGACUUUGUGGGUCUCCAAAUGAUGUUGGACUGAUUCACACCAGCCGCGCCCAGCAUGAUGUAUGGUCAGAGUUGAUCUGGUGGGCCACAGCUUCAUCACCCUGAUUUGAGUCUCUUAAGCACUUCCGGAAGUGUGGUGCCGCAGCUGGGAGCGUUGGGCUUAUGGGAACAUAAAGAGCUAUCUUAUACAGUCAGAUCUUUGGUCUAUCCAGUUCAGUAUUGUCUGCAGUAAAUGGCAGCAGCUAUCCAGUGUUUCUUAAGAGAUGCCAGGAAUUUAACAGGGAACCUUCUAAGUGCUGAGCAUGCAGCCUAGUAACACUAACCAGAUAGCUCCAAAUUCACAUCCAUAAGCACCCCCCAAGCCCUGUCUCACCUGAAGCCAGUUUAUUUGUAACCUACUGUCAGGGCUGCCUCAGGUCUCAGCUCACAAAAGACCAACGCCAAGUUCUUCUUAUAUACAGUGGUGCCUCGCAAGACGAAAUUAAUUCGUUCCGCAAGUUUUUUCUUCUUGCGAGUUUUUCGUCUUGCGAUGCACGGUUUCCCAUAGGAAUGCAUUGAAAAUCAAUUAAUGCGUUCCUAGGGAAACCGACUUCAGACCAGGUCCGGGGACAGUCUGUCCCCGACCUCUUCUGAAGGCUGGGGGGACAAGGGCUUUUCUUCCCACCCCCAGCAUUUUAAAAAACCCCGGGACAGCGGAGGGCUUCUCCGCUGUCCGGGGCGAUCUUAAAAUGCUGGCGGGCGGCAUUUUAAAAUUGCCUCGGGACAGCGGAGGACUUCUCCGCUGUCCGGGGCAAUUUAAAGCCCCUGGGAAGGCAGGCAGGGGGACAAAGACUUUGCCCCCGCCAGCCUUCAGAAGAGGUCCUGGACCUCUUCUGAAGGUUGGCGGGGCGAAAGUCUUGUCCCCCCACCUGCCUUCAAAAGCUGUCCAGCCAAGGCUCGCGGACCUCUCCGCAAGCAGCGGCAGCGCUGCCGCUGCUCGCGGAGAGUUGCCGGCAUGCCGAAGCCUGCGCGCGCUGAGAUCAGCGCGCCCAGGCUUCGCGGACCUCUCCGCGAGCAGCGGCAGCGCUGCCGCUGCUCGCGGAGAGUUGCCGGCAUGCCGAAGCCUGCGCGCGCUGAGAUCAGCGCGCCCAGGCUUCGCGGACCUCUCCGCGAGCAGCGGCAGCGCUGCCGCUGCUCGCGGAGAGUUGCCGGCAUGCCGAGCCUGCGCGCGCUGAGAUCAGCGCGCCCAGGCUUCGCGGACCUCUCCGCGAGCAGCGGCAGCGCUGCCGCUGCUCGCGGAGAGUUGCCGGCAUGCCGAGCCUGCGCGCGCUGAGAUCAGCGCGCCCAGGCUCCGCGGACCUCUCCGCGAGCAGCGGCAGCGCUGCCGCUGCUCGCGGAGAGUUGCCGGCAUGCCGAAGCCUGCGCGCGCUGAGAUCAGCGCGCCCAGGCUUCGCGGACCUCUCCGCGAGCAGCGGCAGCGCUGCCGCUGCUCGCGGAGAGUUGCCGGCAUGCCGAGCCUGCGCGCGCUGAGAUCAGCGCGCCCAGGCUUCGCGGACCUCUCCGCGAGCAGCGGCAGCGCUGCCGCUGCUCGCAGAGAGUUGCCGGCAUGCCGAGCCUGCGCGCGCUGAGAUCAGCGCGCCCAGGCUUCGCGGAUCGGAGAUUUCCCUAUGGGCUUUCGUCUUGCGAAGCAAGCCCAUAGGAAAUUCGCUUAUGAGCGCUCCAAAACGGAAAACCCUUUCGUCUAGCGGGUUUUUCGUCUUGCGAGGCGUUCGUCUUGCGGGGCACCACUGUACAAAGGUAUUUAUUGGACUUCAUUGUUUGCUUCACAUCCGAGGCGCGCAGCCCCACGUCUGUUACGCUUAGACCGUUGAAGUCCCCUCUGAGUCAGUCCCUCCACUGCACCAGUUUAAGAGGCUUGCGCUGCUCCACCUCUUCCUCUCUUUCCUUUCCGCAGGGUCUUCCUGACCGCUGGGGUUUCGCCCUCCUGGAUUCCCCUGACGCGGAAUCCCCAGAUUGCUCUUCCCCCUCCUGCGGGCUUUGGGACCUGGCUCCUCCUCCGGGCUCCCUGUACUUCCGCGCGCUCCACAUUUAACUUGCGCGCGCGCCCAACCUCUAACCUUCCUUUGACAGUUACACUACUCCUUCACUACUCCCUCCCCUUCCGGGAGGGUGGCUUGCUCCGACCUCCCUCCCUUCUCUGCUGCCGGAGCUACUUCCCCUGAUACACUGGAACCUCCACCCCCUUCGCUGCACUCUGGCGGGAGGCUGGUCCUGACGCCCAGCUGCCACUUUGGGAUCCCCGCUGGCCCCCUGCUCCUGACACGUCCCUGGCCUUGACCACCGGCGCCCCCGUCUGGGAAUCCUCUGAUUCGCUGGAAAGACUCAUGGAAUCUCUUGAGUCAUUGUCAUCCUCUUCCUCGCUGUCCUGGGAUUCAUCCCCAUCGCUCUCCAUCUCCUGCCUACCCUGUGCCUCUGUCCCUGAACCCCUGACACCUACCUUAUUAGGUUAUUUGGCUAAAACACAGCCCUUGAUCUCCUUUGGAUGUAAAAGGUAACACCACCCCAUCUCCGUUUGGACUCAUUGCGCUUCUAUUCUUUCCAACUGGCAUAGUUCUUUGCUUGCCUUUUGGGCAUUUAAUCUGUACCCAAAUUGCAGGACCCUGCCAAGGUAUAUACUUCAAACCUCCUUCGAGAGGAAUGUCUCCCUAGUUAAGUGGUUCUCAAAGGGUGUGGCAGGAGAGGGAGGCAAGGGUGGCAGGAAGAUUCAAAUACAAUCAAAUAAAUUUUUAAGCAUUUCAGUCUAGUGUAGUAUGGGGGGGGAGGGAUAUACAACCAGAAACAGUAUCCACACCUAUCUUCAAGAGCAUCAGCCAUUCUUCUGCAGGUGAAACUCGGAAAAUUAGAAUAUCGUGGAAAAGUUCAUUUAUUUCAGUAAUUCAACUUAAAAGGUGAAACUAAUAUAUGAGAUAGACUCAUGACAUGCAAAGCGAGAUAUGUCAAGCCUUAUAAUUGUGAUGAUCAUGGCAUACAGCUGAUGAAAACCCCAAAUUAACCAUCUCAGAAAAUUAGAAUAUUAAAUGAAAUCAGCAAAACAAGGAUUGCAAAUAGAGAAAUAUUGGCCCUCUGAGAAGUAGAAGAAUGCAUACAUACUCAGUACUUGGUUUGGGCCCCUUUUGCAUCAAUUACUGCCUCAAUGCGGCGUGGCAUGGAUGCUAUCAGCCUGUGGCACUGCUGAGGUAUUAUGGGUUUUCAUCAGCUGUACGUCAUGAUCAUCACAAUUAUAACAAAUAAAUUAAAUAAAUAAGUAAAUUAUAACAAAUAAAGGCUUGACAUAUCUUGCUUUGCAUGUCAUGAGUCUAUCUCACAUAUUAGUUUCACUUUUUCAGUUGAAUUACUGAAAUAAAUGAACUUUUCCACGAUAUUCUAAUUUUCCGAGUUUCACCUGUACAGUUCUCCAUGAUAUCCUGUUGUGAACAGGGAUUUUCAACUCUUGACAAAUGUGAACAAUCAGAAAAGAGAAAGGCUUGUUUGCUGAUAAGAUGAGUUUGUUUGAGAGCCAGUGUGGUGUAGUGGUUAAGAGCGGUAGACUCGUAAUCUGGUGAACCGGGUUCGUGUCUCCACUCCGCCACAUGCAGCUGCUGGGUGACCUUGGGCUAGUCACACUUCUCUGAAGUCUCUGAGUGUUUGUUGUGGGGGAGGAAGGGAAAGGAGAAUAUUAGCUACUUUGAGACUCCUUCGGGUAGUGAUAAAGCGGGAUAUCAAAUCCAAAAACUCUCAAAUUAGACCUAAUACAAAUGAGAUUACCUGGCAAAAGCAAGCUCACACUUCUCAUUGGGUCUGUAUACAUACUUAAGGUACAUAUGUAAGAGGCUCAUUUAUAAUUAUAUUUUGGGAAUUAUAUUUUGGGAAUUCUGGAUGUCCCAUGAUCAUAUUAUAAAGUAGUUGUGUUCUGGGUUAUAAACCAAGCACUGCUAGGAGUUGCUUCUUUUUGUUUUCCAAUGUAUUUAUCAAUUAAAAAAAUUGGUGUGACACAAGCUAAUUUUUAUUCUGAACAUGUGGCCCGGAGAAAAAUUUUGAGAACCCCUGCCCUCGUUAAGAGACUCCUUUUGGACUUUCCUUAUUCAAUCACAAUGACAUAUCUGUUUCAUCUUACUGUAUACUCUCUCCCUCUGAAAUUCUUGUCUCCUUCCACUCAUUUCUUGCAGGGUUAGGGUUGGAAAGUGAGGGCUUCCUAUUGUUUUCCCUUUGCUGAAAAGUGGCUCUUACUAUCCAUUUGGGCCUGGUGGUGAUGCCAGCAGUGCUGAUGUGUAGAUUCACAGUUGCCUGGUACAUGCAGUUUGACGUCCUCUUGCAAGAGUAUACCCAUAGAGUUUGUUUCAGAGUACAGUGGUACCUCUAGUUGCGGACACGAUCCAUUCUGGGGUGCCAUUCGCACCCUGAAAAGUCUGCAACUAGAGCGGCGCUUCUGUGCAACCAUGGAGCGCAAGAGCGCUUCUGUGUAUGUGCGAAGCACGCAGAAUGCUUUUACGCAUGAGCAAAGCAUGCAGGAUGCUUCUGUGUGCAUGCGGCGAAACCCAAAAGUAUCCACUUCCGGGUUUGCCGUGUUCGCAAGCCGAAAAGGCGCAACGUGAACCUAACGCAACACAAGGUAUGACUGUAUUAACUCUUCCUCCUCCUCCUAGAUUGAUGUCAACUCUCACAUUGCUAAGUAAGAGACUGAAUUGCUACAAAAUCACUCUCGAGUGUCAGCCAAAAAAUGUUGCUUUCUAUGAAAAAUUUGGAUAUUCAGUAUCUGAAGAAAACUACAUGUAUCAAAGAUUCUUCAAUUAA
This is a messenger RNA of Podarcis lilfordi (Lilford's wall lizard), 21036 nucleotides long. The record is from the annotation of a GenBank genome assembly. NCBI's taxonomy places the organism in Eukaryota, Metazoa, Chordata, Lepidosauria, Squamata, Lacertidae.